CCGAAUCGGUUGGGGCCCUGGGAGGUGCGGUGGGCGUGAGAGAUGGAUCCGAGUUCAAAGGACCAGGAACCCUGUGAAAGCAAGGAGUCUGCUGUUAAUAACUCCGAAAAUGCCUCUUUUAUUUUGGGGACUGGAAAGCUUGUGACGCCCCAGAAGAACCUCACGGAAGCAGCUCCUAAUUUUUGCACCUCAGAUGCUUUUAAGUCACCUUUGAACUUUUCCACAGUAACAGUGGAGCAACUGGGAAUUACACCUGAAAGUUUUGUUAAGAAUUCUGCAGGGAAGUCAUCGCCCUAUCUGAAAAAGUUCAGACGACGUUCUGCAGUUGGAACCCGGGGCUCUCCUGAAACAAACCACCUGAUCCGCUUCAUUGCUCAGCAGCGGAACUUGAAGAAUGCAGAGAAAUCUCCGCUGGAGAGAUCCUGGUGUUCCCCUCUCCAGGGUAGCCCUGGACCUUAUCGAAAUGUUACUUCUUUAAGAGAGCGAAUAUCUGCUUUCCGGUCAGCUUUUCACCCCAUAAAGGAAAACAAGAAAAUGGCUCACUGUCCAGAAUUCUCAGAGACAGAAGCUGAAAAGGAAUGCCUUGGUGAAUACCAGCAGUGUGGGUCCUCUACCAACUCAUCCAAACGUCGGAGAAUAUCCUCGCAGAGCAAGUCCACUGACCCUUUCAGUACCUUGGAUGGAAAAGCCACGGAGGAUGUGCAGGAGUUGACUGCUGGCACCCCGAGGCGGCAUGCUUCUGGUGCUGCUGCUGGCCUUGAGAAAUCAUCUGAUCUUGGGUUUACCCAAUCUGGCUUUGCAAUUGAGGAGUCUGUUUUUGUUCAAGAGCUCACAGAGGCUUCAAAUGGACGGGUGGUUGCUGACGGCGUGGAAGAAAAUGCUGUCCCCCUGGAUGGGCUCGUAGCAGGAGUGAGCGCCCGCGCAUGCCCGGAUGUCACAUCACCCGCCAUGCCAGUGUGCACUGAGGACACCCUACUGCCCCAGGCCUCUGUGCUUCGUUCUGUGUUGAAGAAACCUGUGAACCCACUUCCCGAGAGCAGGCAGGAACACCACCACAGCCUCUGCAACCACGGGCCGCGUCCACGCUUUGUCUCCAGUCCUUCAAGCUGUUGCAAAGAACAAAAAGCAGAUGAAGACGCUUGUAAGGUGCUGGCUGCACACACCACAAGGAAGAGGAAGAGAGUGACCUUUGGAGAGGACCUCAGCCCCGAGGUGUUUGAUGAGUCUUUGCCAGCAAACACUCCACUGCGUAAAGGAGGCACACCUGCUCGACAGAAGGACUUGAGCAGCAUCAGCCCCCAGCCCUCCGACCUGUCACCAGUUCCUGAGCAGUUACUUCAACCCAAUUUUGACGACAAGGAGGAGAAUCUUGAAAACAUAGAGCCACUUCCGGUAUCGCUCCCUGUUCUGAGUCCUAAUAAAUCUUCACCGUGUGAGGCUGUCUCAGGCACAGAGACCUUUAUUUCUUCAAAUAACCCUGAAAAAAUGUCUUCCCAUAAAGUCAGUAGAGUAACCCGGACUUCUAACAGAAGGAAGCAAUCAAAUAUUUGCAACUUGGAGAAUAUGGAGACCCCGCCUUGUAGAGAAAAGAAAACUAAUAAGAGGAAGUCUCAAGAAACCAAGUGUACAAACAAAACAGUUCCUAAAAAGAAUCAGGUUGGAAAAAGCUGCAGAAGGAAGAAAGGAAAGGGGAAGAAGAGUACUCAGAAGUCUUUAUAUGGGGAAAGAGACAUUGCUUCCAAGAAGCCCCUCCUGAGCCCCAUUCCUGAGCUGCCUGAGGGCAACGAGAUGACGCCUUCAGGCCCUGGCUUCUGGAGCACUUGUUCAGGUUCCUGCUUCUUCCAGAAGGUGGCAGUGUGA
Messenger RNA from Dipodomys ordii (Ord's kangaroo rat), 1860 nucleotides. RefSeq names its product cell division cycle associated 2 (gene Cdca2). The coding region runs from base 43 to 1860 and encodes 605 amino acids. Gene Ontology annotation, biological process: regulation of mitotic nuclear division; regulation of chromosome segregation. The transcript is spliced from 15 exons. Gene Ontology annotation, cellular component: nucleus; chromosome. NCBI's taxonomy places the organism in Eukaryota, Metazoa, Chordata, Mammalia, Rodentia, Heteromyidae. The record is from RefSeq and is a predicted model, not a curated record.